GCGCUUCACGCAGGCGGUUGUGCCGCAGCUCUUCCCUCGCCAAGCCUUCUGGGAGUCGUAGUCUUCGGGAGACAGGGCAGGCUGGAGAGAGAUUUGUUUCCAUCGCGAUAUCCGCGCGAGUGGUUGCUGCGAUGCGGCAGCGCUGCCCGUGGGCUAAUGGUGGCUGACGGGCGCGCAGAGAGAAGUUAAAAAGGAAAUCAAUAUGGCCAGCUCUAACAGACCUCCCACAGCUCGUAAUGCUUCAAGAGCAGGAAUAGGACUGACCUCUUCAUCAAGGCCUGCCUCUUCAUCAAGGACUCCAUCAGCUAACAGAAUAGGAACAGCGAUGCCUCCUAGUACAGCAAGACCUGGUUCUCGUGGUGGUUCUUUGAAUCCUGGAGGAGUCUUAUCAUCUCAGAUUAAAGUUGCAGACCGUCCAGUGACUCAACAGGGAUUAAGUGGAAUAAAAACUGCAAUGAAAGGUCCUCAGAGACAGAUAAUGGAUAAAACAUACUACCUUGGCGUGCUGAGAAGUAAAAUAAAUGAAAUUACAGCAGAAAUUAGCAAGCUGCAGGAAGAAGUAGAAAUGUACAAGCAAGAGAAAUCUGUCUAUUUGUCCUAUGAAAAACGGGCAGAGGCUUUAGCUGGUGAAAUCAAAGAUUUUCAAGGUCAACUAGCAGACUACAACAUGGUUGUGGAUAUACUUAACACCAGUACAGAUAUGGCAGAAGUGAUCCGUGAUUACAAUAUGUUAAAGGUCCAGAAUGACCGAGACACUCAGAAUAUAGAUAAAAUUUUCACAGAAAGACAAGCCACAGAAAAGUUAAUUCAAGCUGUUGAAGAAGAUAUUGAGCAUGAAAAGGUUGUGGCAGAUGACAUAAUGAAAGACAUGUCACAGGAAAAUCAGGCUAAAUAUCUGGAGAUAAAAGCUGCUAAUGAGAAACUCUCACAGGAAUUGGUUGUUCAACAGCAGGAAUUGGAUGCACUAAAUGUGAAGGAAGAGAGUCUAAGAGCUGAAAUAGCACACUCUGCGGUGAAACAGGAAGCUGUGCAGUUGUAUGAAAAGCUCCAUGAGCUCAAGGAACAUCGAGAUCGAAUGAUUGCUGAGGAUAAGAACAUGGAAUCUCCACAGGAGGAAAGAGAGAGAUUACUAAAGCAGGUUAAAGAUGAUAGUCAAAAAAUUGCAAGCAUGGAAAGACAGUUGGCAGAAGUAAAAGAAAAAAUAGAUUAUUUUAAAAAGGUCAUUCAACGACUUGAUACGGAUUUGGAGAACCAUCGAGGAGAAGAAAAUUGGAAAUACAAGGAGUUGAAGAAGAGGGAAGAGAGCAUGGACAAUUUUCUAGCCACUUUUGAAGAUGUGAAGAAUCAGGAAUUGGAACGAAAGGCCCAAAUAGAAGCCAGCAUUGUUGCACUCCUGGAGCACUCAAGCAGGAAUCUGAAUCAUAUGAAACAAAUUUCAUCUGUUACCAAUCAAGAGCUGAAGAUUAUGCAGGAAGACCUCACUUUCAAAUACGAAAUGCAGAAAUCACAGAGCACUGCUAAGAAUCUGAUUACAGAGAGUCAAAAACUGCAGCUGGACCUACAGAAGAUGGAACUGUUGGAGGGUAAGAUGGUCGGUGAACUGGCUUCUCUUAAAGACAAAAUUGAACAGACAAAAGCAGAGUUGGACAUCUACAAUAAUUUGCCAGCUCUGAAAGCAUCAGGAGAAGAAAAGAAAAAGAAACUCGAGGAUGACAAAGAAAAAUUAACAAAACGCAGUCAUGCUUUUAAGAAAAUAAUGGAGCAUUUGAAUAAAGAGUAUGAGACGCUAAAGAAGGAGCUGCAAGAAAAUGAGACCCAUUCUCAGCUCACAAAUUUGGAGAGGAAGUGGCAGCACCAUGAGCAAAAUAACUUUAUGAUGAAGGAGUUCAUAGCAACAAAAAGUCAAGAGAGUGACUACCAGCCAAUAAUGAAGAAUUCGAGAAAGCUGGUCAAAGAAUACAACAAAGCUCUCAUAGAAGCUUUACAGAACACCAAGAACUGAACCCAGGCAUUUCCUUCCUGCCUGAAGGGACCAACAAUGAGAGAUGUGCAAAGGCCGUGUGGAAAGCUGGACUACUGAGAUAAUUUAUUCACCUCUAGGAUGACAGAUAUUCUUAAAAUAAUUUUUCCAGGUUUUUAGAAGUUACAGGUUUUAAUACUAUCCCUCCUUUUGCACUGUUUAAAAUUUUUGAAAAUUAUCAUCUGGAUUGUAGAAACAAAAAGGAAAUAUUGCCCAACGAGUUACUGAGGCCCGUUGCUGAAUUGCAUCUCAAAUGUGAAAUUUUUGUCUGCUUUACACCUUGAAUUUCUAAUUGCCUUGUAGUCCUACCCCUUCCAAAGAGAACAGGACUGCUUGACAGGCUGUCAUAUGCAUUAUCUUAAAUUAAGUGCAUAAUAAGAUAAAUGGUAAUAUAAACAUACCAUACCUAUAUAUAUAGCAAUUUUUACCAAGUAAGGAAUGCAUCUAAGGAUAGCAAACAUCUUUUAAAGUCAAAAUUGCUUCAUGGUGUAAAAUCAUACAAUAAAAGCAAAUGCCAGCAAAUUUUCAUUUCCUAAUGGAGAAUUAACUUUGUUAUUUUUUAAGAUGUAAUUAUAAAGAGCAAACUCUGAUAAAAAGUAGUGAAACAUAGCUAACACUGAUUUUGGGUGAAGCAUUUUACUACUGUAGUAUUCACCAGUAAAUGAAAUAGCAGACAAACUUAUUUGUAUUUUCUGCAAUGUUUUUUCCCCUCCAUUUUCAAGCAGCAGUGUCAUAUGAAACCUCUGACAAAAAUCCACAGGGAAUAGUUUCAACAUAGAACAAAAACAGGGCUUAUAUAGAAAAUAACAAUAUGCUUUAUGAUACCGACAUUUCAGAAAACAUUUAGAUUAAAAAAAAAUUCCAUUUAUAUAUUUGUCUUACAUUCUACAUGUAUUUUAUAAACUGCUUAGUGAUAAUUUCUUUCACCUGGUAUAUUGUAAGUUAGUCCUUAUCAAAUAGAAAAAGCACAGUUGACUGUAGAUAGAAAUCUUAGCUGAACAGUAAACUAGUCUUAUAGAAAGAAACUACAAAAAAGCAGUGGGAUCUGGAUUUAUAGUUGUUCAUCUCUCUUAGAAAAGUUUUCCAGAAAAUAGGUAGACUAUGCACCUCACUUCAUGAAACUGGAGUAGAGAAAUUAUUAGGAAAUGUUCGUAGUCCAUUAAAAUAGUUCUGUAUUUUUGUCACUUAAUUUCUUCAAAUCUAUGAUUGGUUUUUGGAGUAUAAAAAAAUCUGUAAGCUAAAAAUGUUGAAGAUUUGUGCAGAAAGUGUUUGCUAAUUCAGCACACUGAGUGGUGUUGCUCUAUAUGUUUAGAAUACUUAGAGAUAAUGGAACGGGAUUUCUAUAAACUAAGGACUGUUAUCUAGGGGAAAUUCCCACUAAAGUCUCUUCCUUCCUGUCAGAGUUUCAGCUAUUCCGGAGAAAGCCUAUUAUUUGCAGAGAUAAAGUUAAAGUCUAAUAUUCUCACCAACCGAACCAUCAGCCAGAGAGAUCACCACCUGAAUGCCACUUGUGCUGGAAUAACAUAUUGCAAUGACAAUGGGAAAAAGCUGCAGACUGAAUAAACAGACUGCUUUGACUUUGCUUUCUCUCAGGGCAGGGGAAGAUUUUAUUCCUUGGUAGGAAUUCUGUAAGAUAGCAUGGUAAAGCUUACCGGUUUUUGUUGUGUUCCCAGGAGAUGCCUGUCAUGAAAUCCCUUUCUCCAGCAUGUGGUUCUGAUCCUUGUUCUACUGAAGGAUCUUCAGAUAACGUGUUUCUGUGUAAGAAUCUCAUCACUCAUUCUUUUUUUUAACAAUUCACCCUUGUGGUCCUUGAUAGCAGUCAUAGUACCCAUGGCUGAAAAGAACCAUGUAGAUUUGGAGUGGUAAGCUGUGUCGCAAGUGUUUCAUCUCCCUCUGGAAGAUUAUUAACUCACUCCUAGUAGUGAGCUGUGUAAAUUGUACCCUUAUGUACCUCCUCAAGUGUCAGUGAAAAUCAACUUUUCUUUAACUCUUUAUAUAUAUAGAUAUCUAUAUUUUUUUUAAAUACAGUUUAAGUACCAGACUAUGUUUUUUCAGUGAAGCUCCUGUGUGUGCAUCAGGACAUGAACUCAGUAACACAAGUCUCUCUCUACCCAGACAAUCUUUUAUCCUUUUUUGCUAUGACUUCAGAGUGAGAGGACAUGAAUUAACUGUCAGCAUCUGCAGAGUGGAGAUAUUUAAAAUCUCUUCUGCUCACCUUUUUCAGCAGGGCUGAGUAAGUAUCACCUCCCUCAGCCUGCCUGGCAAUGCUCUUCCUAAUUUGCCCCAGAAUAUUGCUGGUCUGCUUUGCUGUGCUUUGUUGCUGUUGCUCAGCUUAGUGUACACCAGGAAGGGCCCCAUAGUGCUUCUCAGUAAAGCAAGUUUCCAGCCACUCAGCCCUCAGUGUGCAUGGGUGCCUGAGUGUUCCUCCACAGGGGCAGAACUGUGCAUGUAUCUGUGUGGAAUUCCAAUGUGUGGAACUUCAUGACAUUCUUGGCUGCCCACUUCACCUGUUUAGAUCCCCCUAAACAGCACUACACCCAUAUGGUGUAUCAGCUAUUCCUCCCAGCUUUGUGUCAUCUGCUUCCUGAGGGUGAUGUCUGACCCAUCAUCCAGGUCAUCAGUGAAAAGGUUAAACUAUAUUGCCCUCAUAUCCAUGGUUGUGGUAUUCCACUACUGGCUGGCCUCCAACUGGACUUCAGGCCACUGACCAUGAAGUGAGCCCCAAGCCUGCUUAUCUAACCAUACUUUGCCAGCUUAUCUGUGAGGAUUUUAUGGAAAACUCUGGCAAACACUAUGCUUAUGCUGAGUUAAACAAUAUCUACAUCUCUCUCCUUGCAUGUUAUUAGUUGCCUCAUUGUGAAUGUCUGUCAGGUUGGUUAAGCAUAAUUUCUGCAUCAUAAUUGUGUGUUCUCUGCUCAUGAUCAAAUUCCCAUCCUUCAUGUGUCUGGAGAACGUAUCCAGCCUUAGUUGCUUCACAGCUUUCUCAAGGAUUGAGAUGAGGCUGAUCAGUCUGUCAUUGGACAGAUCACGCUUCUUGCUCUCCUGAAGGCAGAAGUGACACAUUCUAGCUUUCAGUACUCAGAAGCCUCUCCCUUAGCACCAUAAAAUAAUAAAGGUACUCAGGAAUGACCUUGCAAUGCCUUAAGUCAGCUAUCUUUCUACACAUGUGGGUGUAUCUCAACAAGCUCCAUGUAAUUACAUGUAUGCACUUUAUUAAAAGUUGCCUUACCUAAUCCCCCUUCAGUAAGACACCGCUGUGGCAUUAGGAUACGAGGUUUGACAAUUACUGUCACUUCCACAUCCCAUUUCAAUGGCACACUGUGUGAAAAGAAGCUUUUCAAUUUCAAAGCCUUCAGUCAAAGCAUUUGUUGCUGCCAUGUUAUUUGUGCUUGAGGACAAGACAGGAAUUACUGCUGUUGUUCCCAGCUCAUGAUGGCAUGACAGUACAACAACCUUGUUCGCAUAUAUACUGGGAUAUCAUCAUAUCUUCAAGCAAACAUUUUUGCUGCAAGCAAAGGUAAUCCUCUUGUUCGUCUUCCUGCUUCAUCUUGCAUUCAUUACUUUUCAUGGUGAUUUUAAAAAGCUUGUUUUUCUUUCAAUAUAAGUUUAUUUUUAAAUUUCUCCUAAUGAGCUUAGAAGACAACAAUCCAAUAUUCCUGUGAGCAAUUCCAGACAGGCAGAACACUGAGUUCUUUCUGCCUGACAACUUUAGUUAAUGGCUCUUAGUGCUAGCAUGUGCUGUUUCACAAUUGUAGGGACACGUUUCCAAGGUGAAGUGUUCGUAAAUUCUUUCUGUACGCUUCUGUUUUCCUGCUGCAAGCAUAAAACAAAAAUACAAGGCGUAAUGCAGGCCUUAUGAAGAGGUGCAAGCCAUUAGAAUGUCUUAGUUUGAGGAGAAAGAGAUUAAAGGUUUCCUUUGUAACUGUUCUUAAAGUAUCUGCUUUGAGUAAGCUCCUUGGAAAUGUCUCUCAUGGUAAUAAUGGUUGUGGUGGGUGUAGCAAUUGGAGAGAAAACCCUUCAGAUUCUGAAAGUGGUCAUAAAAUUGAAGCUCACUUGAACACCUGCGUGGUGUGAAUAGCAGCUAAGCAUCAAAUGAUACAUGUCUUGUAUGUGCAGAGCAAGGCUCUGAAAUGCAAGUCAAGCAUUCAGAAGGGAACUGGAUUCCUCCCAAACAAAAUAGUUGUCAUCUUUUUCUUUUUGAAUGAAGAGGAAGGAAGCCUUUAAGCAUUCACUGCUGUAGAGAUUAUCUGAGUUCAAAUCCCAGCUUUGAUCAAUCAUUCGUUGUGAUUGACAGAAUCUUGGAGAAGAGGAAGAAAUGUUUUUACCCUGACUUGUGCUCAACACUUAGAGGUCCUCCUUUAAGGAAGGAGGACUAACUGGACAAUAUGCUAAAUGUGUGAAAUGGGAGAAAGUGCUCCACAUUAAAAAAAAAAAAAAAAAAAAAAAAGAAAAAAAUAAGGGGGGGGGGUGGAGGGAGAGAACUAGAGCCAGAAAUGUAAAUUAUCCACUUUUGUUUCCUUUUGUAGAGCUAAUUCAUUGAAAGCUAUGUUCAUUCAUUUAAAGUGAUUGAACUUGAUUCAUUGAACUUUGGUAUCUUUGUAUCAGCCCCACGAUUUCCACUAUGCAGCAAAGGAUGAGUAAGGUGCAAGACCUCUGUCUCCAACAUACAGCUCAAGUUUGCCCACAAAUACUUGUGGUAUAAGGGAGGCUCAACGCUUCUUACAAUUAAGAAGAAAAAGAAAAUAUUGACUGUAGUAGAAAUUAUCAGUUGCAUGAUAACAGUUCUGCAUGAGAGACAAAAUUCUAAAUGAAGCCUUCAAAUUUCCAAGAUUUCCAAUCAAAAUUUUGAAGAAGAGGCAGGUGGACAGCAAAUUAAUCACUAAGUUGUACUUGCUUAGUAUCACUAUUAAAAAGCACCAUUGAAUCAUACUAACAGUGUGAUAAUAAGUCAGUGGAAGAUAGUAGGUCCUGCAACCACGAUAUUAAGAAUUUCUGUAACCCUAACGGCUGAGAACACUACCCCUGUGAUCCAGUUGACAUGACCCAUUUCCUGCUCCUUGAAAACAAUAGUCUGAUCUUCAAAGAUUGCAUGUAUUAAGAGGCUUUUGAAAUUAAUCUUUAUUUCUCCAGAUGGAAAAAUAUGAAAUUUGCCUUGUUCAUGCCCUUUUACUUUAAGCAGUAAUAGUAUUAUUGCUGUGCAUCAUUUGGGGAGAUUUGAUAUCAAUAUCGUAAAGAUAUUUGAAUAUACAAUUGUUGGCAUUAAACAUGGAUACACAGACUCACUUGUACUUCAAAAUAUGGUGUAAAAAAUUACAAUGAAAGUAGUAGAGCAGAGAAGCAAAAUUUUUUUGUCCUUCUGCUGACAACAGCCAGGCCGUUCUAAAACAUACAUGAAGCAUUUUUCAGAGGAAUACAAGCGACUUGCCGAGUCAAAGUUUUCAGAGCACACAUGUUAGACAAAUGGCCUAAUUACCUUCACAAUGGACUUUACUGAUACAGAAGUUCUGAAGUACUCCUGUGUUUUUUCAUCAUCUGAGUUUCCCUUUGAAAGAAACCUGAAAUUCCCAUCAGGUCCUGUGUUUAAUUCCAUUCAGUAGAUUUCCUUUCAUUUCUGCAUCACGAAGACAGGAAAAAAAAACAGCUCCUUUUGGCUGAAGCUCUUCUGUAUACUGCUCAGUACUCAGCCAUUUUCCAGGCUAUGUUCUCCAAGAGAAACUCUUUUUAGAAAAGAAAACAAAAAUGCAGAGCAAAAAAAGUGGAUCAUAGCUGUGUUUACAACCCUGAAUUGCCUUCUAGUUAUGCAUAUGCAGGAGAAGCAAUAGAAAAAGCAUAAAAAAACUGCACCUCCUCAGAAUGAGGUGCAGCAAAAAGCACUGUUACCUUUUCUACCCUCACCUUAAAGUUUCUCAGAACCACCCAAUUCAAUAGCGACAUUCCUCCAUCCUGUCCUGUCCAUGUUUGCAUGACUUGCACCCCAGAAACCUUUACCUCCCUCCAUUUAUUUCUGCAAUUGAAGUGGUAGGGACAGUGCUCAUCCUCAGUGCUUGCACCAGCAGCUGCACAUGUCCUCUUCCUGGCCUUCUGGCCACUACCUCUCACUUCCAGGUGGUCCCACAUGGAUGGCUUAGGGGCUACCGAUGGCCUCAGUGGCAUAGGCCAUGCUGCAGAGGAGAACAUAAUCUGCUUGAGAAAUUAAACUUACCCCAUCAUUUGUGAACCUUUGUUUCAUAUUAGCUGACUGUGAUGAGUAAUAAUUCCUGAAGUUUUUUAGUGCCUCCUGCUAACACAUAUUAACAUCACGUCAAGGCCAAAGUAAUGGCUUGGUUCCAAAAAAUAGAAUACAGCAGACACUACAAGAGGAUAUGUGAUUUCUGCUAAUACAUCUACCUGACUAAAAAAGUAUAGUGGCAUUGUUUCUUUUUCCUCUUCACAUAUUUCCAUGUGGUACAGCAUGUAUGAAUGGAUUGUCCUUGAGACAACUAUGCUGCUUAUCUAAGGAGGAAAGCCUGGUGUCAGGAGUUCAGGGCACUUGACAUACCAUAAAAUUAGCCUUCAGCAAAGAGAGUUAUGAAAAGCCAUGUUUAAUGCUAGGGUUCUGUUUACAUGUUGGAAGACAGUUUGUUUCCCUGCUGCAACUAAUUUGAAUCUGUGCAUGCCAUUGUGUCAGGGGUUAAGAUGUGAGUAUGUUUGAAUCAGCAGUUAACAACCAAACAAACUGAUGUUUUAGAGGGGAACUCUGAAACUUUUGGAGUCUUUCCAAGUACCUUUAGAAAAGAUGAGAGUGUGGCCUAAGGGGCCAAAGUACAGCUACAUACCUGCCUGAGGAUGUAGCAAAGAUGUUUAUUGGACAGCCUGGUAGUCAACAGCCUCACAUGGAAUAAAAGUUAGAAUAACUCAGUUAACCUUAUUUUAUUCCUUUUGCCAUCCUUCCUUUUAGCCCAGUUUGUUUUACUGGCCAUCUGGUUUUGCCAAAGGCUAUUUGGAAUUCUUCAGGUCAUUAAUAGUGAGUGCAGGCUGAGACUCAGUAUCUCUAUUAGCUAAGCACUGUAUCUUUGGUGGUGGGGACAGACAAUCACCAAUCAGAGGGUGGUCAGAUCAUACAGUUUUUAGUUCCUGGGACACAAAGUUGAUGUCACCUACCUCAAAAAAUACUUACAUUCUAGUCUCAUUAAAUACAAGGAUGAAAAUUAAAAGGUAGACCUAGCAGACACUUAAUGCUGAGUCAGAGUAAGUCAGAAUAUUGAUAUCCUUUAAAUUCUGCAGUAAAAAAAGUUUAUCAUGUGAUUCAGUUUGACUUCAGUGGGAGGAGUAUUUAAACUGAGGCACUGAAAAGCUUUCCAAACAGAAACAGACCUAAGUGAAGUGUAUUAUUAUUGGCUGAAUUAUAUAUGCUAUUCCUUAAUUCUUCAAAAAUGAAAUUUUGUAAUGAAAGACAAGUCAAAUACACAGUCCUGCUAAAGCUGGUACCCUAAACAAAUUCUGACUUGGGUUAGUAUGUAUCUCCUCUCUUCUGGCUUCAGCAGUCCUUUGCAACCUUCUUGAAUUAGUGGAAUGCUGCAUAUUCAGCCUGUCCACUCAGUCCUGGAGAUUAAUAACUACCUUGUCAUCAUGGCAGAUGAAAUGAUCAGUAAUACAAGUUUGUUCUUCAAAAAUGAAUUAACAGCUCACCUGGCCCAUUUUUCAUACUGCAAAAUCAAUAUCAUGAGCAUUGCUUUGUAUUGGUGUAUUUCAAAUGGAGACAUGACACAUUUCUCCUCAGUGACCUCUUUAUGGCAGGAAAAUGAGAUUUAAGUGAAAACUAUAAAAACCCCUCCAAACUUAGAAUAGCAGCCUUGACUGCAGUUCCUUAACUCCCCUCUUCUUCCUCCCUGCUCCCCAUCCCUCAACAAACCAAAAGACAUUAAAAAGUAAUUGAGGAUUGGCCAACUUAUAAAUAGGUUAAAUGAAUGACAAAACAGUUAUCCACUAGAUAGGAAGUAUGAUAAUACUUAGUAUCUGCUAAUACACUAAGUAUUCUGAUAUUGGAGGGAUCGCUGCUUGCGGACUUAUAAAAGAUAAGGUGCAAUUGGAAAGGGGUAAUCACUGCUUCUUCACAUCUAGGAGUAGAAAAAGAGUAGAUGUUCUCCAAAAUGUAAAAUGGACAAAAUAGAUAUGUUUUAUUUUUUAGUCUGAAAUGAAACCACAUAAAUAUCUUAUAUUCUGCUUCCUUUAAGCGUCAAAAAGGAAUUUUGGUGGUGUUUGUACCUCAUACUCUGUUUUUGUACCCAAAGGGUAUUUUCAGUAUAAAUUUCUGCUUGCUUUGGCUUUCACUUACAUGGAGGGCCAGGAGGCACAUAGGUAAGCAACUCUGGUCUGCUGCCUUCCCAUUUGCUGUAGUUGUAACCCUUCUCCACAUGGCAAUAGAUCUUGGGUAUGAAGGACUUCCUCUGUGAAAUCUACACUACAAGCAAGAGCUAAAAGGAAAUUAAAUCAAAGUAGGAUAAACCUAUACCCCCUUUCCAAAACUAUGCUGAACAUUCCUUUUUCUGUAUUUCCAUAAAAGUAAUUCUGGCUGUUGGCAUGUUGGCAGGACUACAGAACUUCCUAAUAUUGUAUUGCCAUGGAUCAUGUUUAGUCAAAUGGUAAAUAGGAUUGUUCUUUAUUUUCAGUUUGGUUUAUAUAUUUGAGUUCUGCCUUUCCAUUUAUUUAAAUUUUUUUUCUGCUUUCCUUUGAAUUUUUUCUUUGGGUUUUGUUUUAGCUUCCAAGACCUCCCUGAUGAUACGGGCAUUUUAAUCCCACUGAAGUCAUAAUAACUCUGUGUGAGAUUUAUUAUUGCAACAAGUUUUCAGUCUGUUUCCAAUUGUCAAAUGUAAAGAAAAAUUGUUUCCAAUAAAACAUAUGAACUGAGGGAA
This is a messenger RNA of Serinus canaria (Common canary), 10911 nucleotides long. It is a transcript of the gene IFT74, whose product is annotated as intraflagellar transport 74. Gene Ontology annotation, biological process: intraciliary transport involved in cilium assembly; cilium assembly. Lineage: Eukaryota; Metazoa; Chordata; Aves; Passeriformes; Fringillidae. The record is from RefSeq and is a predicted model, not a curated record. Gene Ontology annotation, molecular function: beta-tubulin binding. Gene Ontology annotation, cellular component: cilium; centrosome; intraciliary transport particle B.